AUGACGGUCGUCAGAGAAUGGCCCAAGUCAGAACUGGCCGAGCACUGCGACGAUCUGUUGCUCCUACUCACUGGCGCCAUUCAAGAUCCUAAAGACUUUGUUCGCGCGGCGGCCCGCGAAGCGUUGUGCGCGUUUGCCGAGACAUGGUACGGUCGAGAGCGAGGGCAUGGAACAACUCGCAGAGAUCCCGCCGCUGCCCCAACGACCAAUCGACCAAUGAUCAUCGCAGAGCACGCGUCGGCUCAGCUCACGGCGGCGCUUCUCAAGAAGCAAGUGUCAGCCACGUCUGUGGCCCGACCUCACGGGCGCCUUCCGCUACGACGCCAGUUGCAUUCAGCGCCGAUCCCCCGCCAAAUUCGAUUUUGA
Molecule: messenger RNA, 366 nt
Organism: Aphanomyces astaci
Lineage: Eukaryota; Oomycota; Saprolegniomycetes; Saprolegniales; Verrucalvaceae
Exons: 2
Coding region: 1-366 (121 amino acids)
Source: RefSeq, a predicted model, not a curated record